Molecule: messenger RNA, 612 nt
Organism: Cylicostephanus goldi
Lineage: Eukaryota; Metazoa; Nematoda; Chromadorea; Rhabditida; Strongylidae
Source: the annotation of a GenBank genome assembly
AUGAUGAUCUCCAAGCAAGCCUACACCCUAUCUGUCCUGGUAACUCAAUAUGCCUUCCCGUUAUUUUCCUUGGUUUUCGCCUAUACGCGAAUAGCUCAUCGUAUGAAACUGCGAUUUGCAAAUCGCAAUGUGGCUUGCCCAAGUUCGCUGACUGAUGAUCAGCGCAGGAGAUCUGUCGUCGAACGUCAGCGAAGAACUCAUUUACUGCUCAUGUGUGUCGUAGCCGUAUUUGCUAUCGCAUGGUUGCCUUUGAACGUCUUCCAUAUGGUAAAUACAUUUGAAUGGGUUUCACUCUUCUCCGUCUCAACAUUCGCCGUUUGUCAUGUAGCUGCAAUGUGUUCUGCUUGUUUAAACCCGCUUAUCUAUGCGUUUUUCAAUCACAAUUUCCGGACAGAAUUCAUCGCUCUUUUCGAGAAAGUUGGACUACGGAAGCUAUGCAGUGUCGUGCUUACAUGGGAAGAGGAUCGAACGCGAAAAAAGGGAAUCGAACGAGAAGGGAAAACUGUCGUUUCUAAAACUAAUGGAACAACUCCCUGUCCGCUAAGCCCUCGACAAGAACGACACCUGGAAGAGAGCCUUGCUUUAAACCCAGACACUGACGAACAGCUGUAA